AUGGUUAAAUGCACGGAAGAGGACGGUGGCCGUCGUCUGUACAGUUAUGAAUCAGAUCAGUUUCGUUUGGUUCGGGAUAAAUUGGUGAAUUAUGACAAUAAAGUAAAGCCAACCUAUGAUACUGAUAAACCAAUUACCGUUAACUUCAGUAUGGAUCUCUAUCAGCUUCUUGAACUUUCUGAAUCAGAAGUCUUCAACUGGAAACAGAAAUUUUUUUUUUCUCUGUUUCAGAGAUGGUUUGAUGAGUUUCUGUUUUGGGAUCCAGCAUCUUACAACAACAUCACUGAAGUUAGACUUCCACAUGAUGCCAUAUGGCUUCCAGAUACUACGCUAUAUAAUUCACUGGUUAUGAAAGAUGAAGAUCAACGUCGAUUGUUGAACGCUAAAUUGGUAACACGUCUGGAUCUGAAUGCUACAUAUAUUGAAAUGUUGUAUCCAGCAAUCUUCAAAUUUUCAUGUCUCCUAAAUCUGAAAUAUUUUCCUUAUGACGUUCAGCGAUGUCGAAUGAUAUUCUCAAGUUGGACUUAUGAUAAAGCUGGAAUUGAUUAUUUUCCACAUGAAAAUAUGAAAACUAUUGGCAACAAAAGUUUUAUUGAAAACGAAGGUUGGGGACUUCUAAAAACUCUUGUUCAGCGAGUUGAGAAGCAGUUUACGUGUUGUCCAGUAAACUAUACACUUCUGUAUUUUGAUCUAUUUUUGCGCAGAAAACCUCUGUUUUAUUUGAUCAAUCUGAUAAUCCCGACCAGUAUCAUCACGCUGAUUGCCUUAGUUGGAUUCUUCACAACAUCGUCAGCAAGCGGCAUGAGAGAGGAAAAGGUUUCUUUGGGAAUAACAACAUUGCUGUCGAUGUCAAUUUUGAUGCUUAUGGUAUCUGAUCAGAUGCCAACCACUUCGACAUUUAUACCACUAAUUGGUUGGUUUAUUUUGGGUAUGAUAAUUAUUAUAUCGCUUGGAACCUUGGCUUCGACAAUUGUAAUUGCUGUGCAAAAACGGGGUCGCAUGGGGAUCCGUUUAAGCCUUCAUGCACAGAAGCUUACAAAAUUUUUUUCUUAUUUGUCGUUAACUCCAAUAUGUUGGCUCCAGAUACUGAAGACAAAAGUCAAUUAUCAGUUUAAAAAAUAUAUAUUUUUUAAAGAACAACUUGUAAGGAAACUGCUUUUAAUUCUGGUCAAUCAUGUAUUAUUUUCAGCAAAUCUUAAACAGACACGAAAAUACGCUGAAGCAGAAUACGAAUGGCUGGCAACUGUGUUGGAACACUGUUUUUUUGCCUUAUUUGUUAUCAUUUUUCUGAUCAUCGCAGUCGGUAUCAACGCUUUAGGCUAUUACAGUUGGAAGAUUGCUGAAAUAAAGCUUGCUGAUAAUCCAGACUGUAAGAUAUUUUUUUAA
Messenger RNA from Enterobius vermicularis (human pinworm), 1386 nucleotides. The record is from the annotation of a GenBank genome assembly. NCBI's taxonomy places the organism in Eukaryota, Metazoa, Nematoda, Chromadorea, Rhabditida, Oxyuridae.